UGUUGCAACAACUGCGCCAUAAUUACUGUAAUGGCAGAACUUGGGCGGAUGUCAUGGUUUAUGGAAAUAAUCUCUGUGAUUACAUGUUUGGCAGGGUUCCAGGCUACUGCAGAACCACAGGGGUCAGUGUACGCGAGGAAUCCCGUAAAAACACAGCUAUCUACACACACAUCAGCCCAUUCUUGGCAAGUAAAAGAUGAUAUCUUCAACUCUGAUGACGUAUCAAUGAAGACUCUGCUUAGCGCCAUUCAUAAGUUACCUUCACCACAGCUACGUCACUUUCUGUACAAAGCACAACAAGGACAACCGCUGAACGUACUUGUGAUCGGCGGCUCAAAUACGGCAGGUGGUGGGUUGUAUAACUUCAAGGAAGCGUAUUACAAAGCUUUUGUCCACUGGUGGAAUCAAGUUCUGAAGCCAGAACUCGGGUCUGAGCUUAGUUUUAGUAAGGUUGCCAUUGGAGGUACUGGUAGCGAUUUCUUUACCUUCUGUCUGCAGAAUUUUCUUCCCGAGCAGGUGGACUUAGUGCUAAUCGAGCUGUCUGUCAAUGACUAUGGGUCAGCGCAUGGCUCAGCAGCCGAGCCCUUGGAAUUGCUGACAAGGCGUGUUCUACGGCUACAUUCCAUGCCGCUGGUGCUAUAUGUUAAUCUGGUAGACAGGUCCAUAUGGGAUGGUGACGUCAUGAACACACGGUGUCUUAACAUGGAAAAUCUAGGGCAGCGUGAACUCUCACAGCAUUAUGGGAUAACACAGCUCAGCUGGCGGGAAGUAGCGUGUCCGCUAGUCGAGGUGGGGGGAAAACGCAGGCGCGUCUUACGCGAAUCUAAGCUGUUCCAUAGAGACAAGUCCCAUGUGUCUAACACAGCGCACGCGCAUAUAGCAGUGAUGAUUGCAGAGUACUUCAAGGAGGCGCUCAAAACUGAGCAAGCGGAGCCACUUCAAUCACCAGCAACCCUCCCCCAGUCCUUGUACUCCGACCCACUGGUUCUAGAUUUAGAAUUAGAAAGCUCGCUAUGCCUCACGUAUCUCUCGCCCGACUGGAGGGAAGGCUAUGCACAGUCACUUGAAGCUAAUAUUACCGUAUCGGAGAAGUUCCAUUUCGUUACCCCAGCAGCGAACAGGAAAUCCUCCAAACACUUAGCAUUCCGCACCGAUGCGUACGGCGGCUGGAAAACAAAUUCGAACAACGGUAAACUCCGAAUAAGAUUCACUGUCCCGACCCUACCCCCCUUGCCCCCCGGAAGCGCAGCCCUGGGUGCUAGGUCGGUAUCUAUCAUCUACCGCUCCAAGGAUAACGAUGCUACCGCCCUUGCUUGGGUCGAUGACAGACAGAAAGAUGCAGUGCAUAUGAGGACGAACUUCUGUGGCCGUCACAUGUAUCAGACACGUGUGCUACCUUUGUUUAGUGACGUAUUGCCUGGUAUUCACACGGUGACCGUGAAGCCUUAUGGGAAGGGAGGAGAAUUUAUGGUCAGCGGUUUGAUUGUGGGUUACCAGGACUACUCGGGUUUUCUUGGUUAUCGACCUUUUGACGUGCGAAAUAAGGUUUGGAGUAAAUCGGACUACGGCGAAGCACAGUGCGAAGAACGAGAUGAAUAUAGUGAAUAAUAACUAACUCCAUUGGGACUGAACAAAACAUGUUUGCCAGGGCAGGCCAAUAGGAAGUUUCUUUUGUAAGAUUUUGUAUAGAUUAGGUCAGCCAUUUUAUGGGAAAACUAUAUAACAAUCCGCCACUUAUCACGCGCUAUUUGUGGGUUUGAAAAAAAAAAUGUAUAUAUAAAUAUUCAUAGGGGGGAGCUUCUGGAAUAUAGAGUGGUUUUCAAAAAUCCGUGAAAUACUAUUUAGUUUAUUUAGUACAAAUACACUGUAAUCUCUUUGUUCUCUUUUGUUCUGGCUUGACUAUUACACAUUAACAAUUACAUGUUGUUGCACGGGAUUUUGAAAACCACUCUAAGAGCCAGCGCAUAAGAAAAUAGAGGUAUAAAGAAAGUAUCAGUGUUAAAUAGGAAAAAGGAUGUUCCAGGGGUUUGUGAAAACCAAAGCUAUGCAUAAACAACGACAACAACAAAAAUAUAUCACGCACAAUAUAUUUUUAUUACUCGCAAUUAUUAUUUCACAGGAAAUGCACAUAUUUACAAUAAAAUUGGUACAAAAUAAAUACUGCCUUCCUUGCUUGAUCGAUAUAGAUCGAGCUAUAUAUGGUAUUAUGCCGCAUUCAAACUCAAACUGAGCUACUCAGAAUAAAUAGCUGCUGCUAAUGCUACCCUUUUUAUAAAAAUAGUAUUUUGCAGGGGCCGCGCACCGGGGAGGGGGGCUAUAGCCCCUCCCCCUCUAAAAAUUUUUCG
This is a messenger RNA of Nematostella vectensis (starlet sea anemone), 2345 nucleotides long. RefSeq lists its product as uncharacterized. Lineage: Eukaryota; Metazoa; Cnidaria; Anthozoa; Actiniaria; Edwardsiidae. The transcript has 2 exons. The record is from RefSeq and is a predicted model, not a curated record. Bases 31 to 1608 code for a protein of 525 amino acids.